GCUCCUGACCGCUGCCAGGAUGGGGCACGGACCGCUCACUAGGAAGCUGUUCCAGUGUUCGACCACCCUCACAACACACAACGCUUACGUCCGCCGGAACCCCCGGCUCCGGCUCUGCGCCAUCUCCUCACGCUCCGCCAUCCGCACCGGAGAGCGCAGAGCGGAGCCCGCCCUCGUGACUCCGACCGACCUCCGACCCCCCACACAGGGCAACCCGAGGCGUUCCGUCCUCACGGCACGCCUCCAACUCCGUCACCAGUUUCGCUGCACCAGACCAUGGAGUCCUGCGCUGCUGUUGGCAAAGCGUGCCUCCACAGCAGAAAAUCACAGCAUAGGGAAGAUUCUGAUUGCAAACCGAGGAGAAAUUGCGUGCAGAGUGAUGCGAACGGCAAGGAAGAUGGGUGUGAAGUCUGUAGCAGUUUAUAGUGAAGCAGACAGAAAUUCCAUGCAUGUAGCAAUGGCAGAUGAAGCAUAUUGCAUUGGUCCAGCACCCUCACAGCAGAGUUAUUUGGCCGUUGAGAAAAUAAUACAGGUGGCCAAGACCUCAGCAGCACAGGCUAUUCAUCCAGGUUAUGGUUUCCUCUCAGAAAACACAGAAUUUGCAGAGCUGUGCAAGCAAGAGGGAAUCAUCUUCAUAGGUCCGCCUUCAUCUGCUAUCAGAGAUAUGGGUAUUAAAAGCACUUCCAAAGCUAUAAUGUCUGCUGCUGGCGUUCCUGUUGUUGAAGGUUAUCAUGGAGAAGAUCAGUCAGACCAGUGUCUAAAAGAGAAUGCCAUGAGAAUAGGAUAUCCAGUAAUGAUUAAAGCUGUUCGCGGCGGUGGAGGAAAGGGCAUGAGAAUUGCUCAUUCAGAAAAGGAGUUUCUGGACCAACUGCAAUCAGCAAGGAGAGAAGCAAAGAAGUCUUUCAAUGAUGAUGCAAUGCUGAUUGAAAAAUUUGUAGAUAAUCCAAGGCAUGUUGAAGUCCAAGUGUUUGGUGACCAGCAUGGCAACGCUGUGUAUUUGUUCGAAAGAGACUGCAGUGUGCAAAGAAGGCAUCAGAAGAUCAUUGAAGAAGCACCGGGGCCAGGAAUUAAUCCUGAAGUUCGAAAGAGACUCGGAGAAGCUGCUGUGAAAGCAGCCAAGGCAGUGAAUUAUGUGGGAGCAGGAACAGUGGAGUUUAUUAUGGACUCCCAGCAGAAUUUUUACUUCAUGGAGAUGAAUACCAGGCUGCAGGUGGAGCAUCCUGUUACAGAGAUGAUCACUGGGACAGAUUUGGUGGAAUGGCAGCUUAGGGUUGCGGCAGGAGAGAAGAUUCCACUAACGCAGGAAGAGAUUCUGCUCCGAGGCCAUGCCUUUGAAGCUAGAAUAUAUGCUGAAGACCCUACCAAUAACUUCCUGCCAGGGGCUGGGCCCUUGGUGCACUUAUCCACCCCACCGCCUGAUAGAGACACCCGCAUAGAAACUGGGGUCAGACAAGGUGAUGAAGUUUCUGUUCAUUACGAUCCAAUGAUUGCAAAGUUAGUUGUGUGGGCUGAGGAUCGUGAGGCAGCGCUGAGAAAGUUGCGGUACAGCCUGCGUCAGUAUAAUAUUGUAGGAUUAAGCACUAAUAUUGAUUUCCUGCUGAGCCUGUCAGGACACCCACAGUUUGAGGCUGGAAACGUGCACACUAAUUUCAUUCCUCAAUACCAUGAUGAUCUGUUUCCAGCCAAAAAGGCAACCCCACUUGAAGUUGUGUGUCAGGCAGCUCUAGGACUCAUACUGAACGAGAAAAUGCUAUCAGAUGCCUUUAGAGAUCAGUCAAGUGAUAAAUUCUCACCAUUUGCAUCCAGCGCUGGUAGAAGAAUAAAUAUAUUAUAUACUAGAAAACUAUCUCUACUGGAUGGAGAAAACAUUGUGGAUGUUGCUGUAACUUACAAUCGAGAAGGGUCAUACAACAUGCAGAUUCAAGACAAAAUGUUCCUGGUUUCUGGAGAGAUCUUCAAUGAGGGCGAUUCAGUUUACCUGAGGUCUUCAGUUAAUGGAACAAUGUGCAAGUCCAAACUGGUCAUUUUGGACAACACCAUUCAUCUCUUCUCUCUGGAAGGCAGUGCUCAGAUUGGCCUUCCUGUACCCAAGUACUUAUCUGCAGUGAGCUCAGCAGGGACACAGGGUGGUGCCGUAGCUCCCAUGACGGGCACUGUUGAGAAGGUGUUUGUGAAAGCAGGCGAUAAGGUUGAGAUUGGAGACCCUCUAAUGGUUAUGAUAGCCAUGAAAAUGGAGCAUACCAUCAGGGCUCCAAAGGCAGGAGUGAUUAAAAAGGUGAAUUUUCAAGAAGGUGCCCAGGCCAACAGACAUGCUCCACUGGUGGAAUUCAUGGAUGAAGCAGCUGAACCAAAAUAAAACUCAGGGAAGGUGCAUUUUAUUUUUUCUACUUCUCUGAUGCUCUCUCAGGAGGUUUCUUCACCUUUUUAUCAAAGUGUUUUGUGUCACGGAUUGUGGAAUUGGUUUCCUCUGCACACACUCCGUUGGCUGCCAAUUAUUCUGACUGAACAUCACUGUGCUGUAAUUGUGUAUAUAACUUGUGGACCUAUGUGGUUGUUGUUCAAUGACUGUGUUUGCCUGUGGAAAGACCUCAGAGUGGGAAGAAACAGGUUUCCCUUAAAGGAAGGAGAGGUGAGUAAGGGCCACUGAGAGCGAAGGGUCUUCUGCCUACUUUGUCAUUCAGAGAUGCCUUUUUUCCCUGAGAUGUGAGAGCACUGACAUGAAGGAAACCUGGAAGGUUGUAAUAAUUUCAUGAAUUAAUUUCUCAUGCAGAAUUCCUGCGUAUGGCCUUAUCUUUUUGCCUCGGCAGGGAAUUCAGGACUGUUCAUAGCCCAGGAUCCCUCUGUCUUUUUAGGUGCAUCUGUUUUCCCAUUUACCUCAAGGCAUAGUGGUAACUUGCAUUUCAAAUAUUAUUUUAAUAUACUUUGAGAUACCUGAUAAAAAGCAUUUUAAGAAUACAUGGUGUGAUUUGCUACACUAAUCAAAGUUGGAAUGUGACUGCUUUCCAAAAACAGCAUUUGAUCUUUAAAGAUGAAGAAGUAGCACUGAGAGGUGAUAAGCUUUUUUAAUACUUGGAAAGUGUGCCAAAAUAAAAUAUCAACUUCAAGAUCCUCAUUCCUUUUCUCAUAUUGUUGAUGUUCCAAAGUGGUAUUUAUUAGCUGGAGUGUGAAGUACCAAGGUCUUUAUAACAACAUGAAACAUGACUAGGAAAAAUAUUCUUUUUUGCAUUUGUUGUGUUGUAAAAAGGAAAAUUUGUAGGCUUUUUUAAUUUGUAAAGCAAACAUUUCUCAGACAGCAUGCAAAUAAUUUACCAAAUAUUUUCUUGUUUCAAGGAACAGCUCAAAGAUACAGGAACAGAAGAAAGUGUUUUAAUUGUGACAGAAUUAGAAAAUCUUCUCACAUUUUGGUUAAGGUGAAAUUGUGCUGGUCAUAUGGACUUCUGAUACGUUGCUUUUGGAUGAUAGUAGAGUUGAUGCUGCACGAAGGAAUAGAUACAAAUGCUGCAGUGAUCCCAAAUCUGUAGUUAGAUCUGUGCAAGUGGAUCCUUGUGCUGAUGUGAAAUCCUAUUUCAUAGUCAAGAUACCGUGUCUGGGGGAAUUUUCUGCUCAGAUCCCAUACCUGGCAGCCUUGCCUGCAAUGCAGGCAAAAACUGUAGAAAUGAAAUGGGUCGAGGUGGUCUGUAUAUUAAAAACAUUGAGCACUGCUUUUCAGUAUCCCUGUUAAUCCAAUGACAUCUAACAAAAAAAUAAAAUUCAGUGAUCAUCUUGUAGAGUAUUGCCACAGUGAUUUUUAUUCACCACUAAAUAAAAAUUAAGCUUAACUUGGA
Tympanuchus pallidicinctus (lesser prairie-chicken) is the source of this 3824-nucleotide messenger RNA. It is a transcript of the gene MCCC1, whose product is annotated as methylcrotonyl-CoA carboxylase subunit 1. NCBI's taxonomy places the organism in Eukaryota, Metazoa, Chordata, Aves, Galliformes, Phasianidae. The record is from RefSeq and is a predicted model, not a curated record. Gene Ontology annotation, molecular function: metal ion binding; ATP binding; methylcrotonoyl-CoA carboxylase activity. Gene Ontology annotation, cellular component: mitochondrion. Bases 20 to 2356 code for a protein of 778 amino acids. The transcript has 19 exons.